Mesoplodon densirostris (Blainville's beaked whale) is the source of this 723-nucleotide messenger RNA. RefSeq names its product platelet derived growth factor subunit B (gene PDGFB). The transcript is spliced from 6 exons. Bases 1 to 723 code for a protein of 240 amino acids. Gene Ontology annotation, cellular component: membrane. The record is from RefSeq and is a predicted model, not a curated record. NCBI's taxonomy places the organism in Eukaryota, Metazoa, Chordata, Mammalia, Artiodactyla, Ziphiidae. Gene Ontology annotation, biological process: positive regulation of protein autophosphorylation; positive regulation of MAP kinase activity; positive regulation of phosphatidylinositol 3-kinase/protein kinase B signal transduction. Gene Ontology annotation, molecular function: growth factor activity; platelet-derived growth factor receptor binding.
AUGAAUCGCUGCUGGGCGCUCUUCCUGUCUCUCUGCUGCUACCUGCGUCUGGUCAGCGCCGAGGGGGACCCCAUUCCCGAGGAGCUCUACGAGAUGCUGAGUGACCACUCCAUUCGUUCCUUCGAUGACCUCCAACGCCUGCUGCACGGAGACUCCGGAGAUGAAGACGGGGCUGAAUUGGACCUGAAUUUGACCCGGUCUCAUUCUGGAGGCGAGCUGGAUAGCUUAUCCCGCGGGAGAAGGAGCCUAGGUUCCCCGACAGUCGCUGAGCCAGCCGUGAUCGCCGAGUGCAAGACACGCACCGAGGUGUUCGAGAUCUCGCGGCGCCUCAUAGACCGCACCAACGCCAACUUCCUGGUGUGGCCGCCCUGCGUGGAGGUGCAGCGCUGCUCUGGCUGCUGCAACAACCGCAAUGUGCAGUGCCGCCCCACGCAAGUGCAGCUGCGGCCCGUUCAGGUAAGAAAGAUUGAGAUAGUACGGAAGAAGCCAAACUUUAAGAAGGCCACGGUGACCUUGGAGGACCACCUGGCGUGCAAGUGUGAGACGGUGGUGGCACGAUCCGUGACCCGAAGUCCUGGGAGUUCCCAGGAGCAGCGAGCCAGGACGCCCCAAACUCGGGUGACCAUUCGCACGGUGCGAGUCCGCCGGCCCCCCAAGGGGAAGCACCGGAAGUUCAAGCACACGCAUGACAAAAAGGCACUGAAGGAGACCCUUGGAGCCUAG